This is a messenger RNA of Coregonus sp. 'balchen', 1993 nucleotides long. The record is from the annotation of a GenBank genome assembly. NCBI's taxonomy places the organism in Eukaryota, Metazoa, Chordata, Actinopteri, Salmoniformes, Salmonidae.
AUGCCUUAUUAUCAAACAUGGGAAGAGUUCGCUCGUGCAGCAGAAAAACUAUAUUUGACAGAUCCAAUGAAGGUAGCUAGCUAACUAGUACGACAUUCUUCUGUUGAGCAAGCUUGAAAUCUUGAUAGCUAAUUGAUGUUAGUUAGCUAGCGAGCAAAAUGUAUUUAGAAAUGGUUAUUUCACAGCACAAAUAGAUGUGAUAGCCAAUAAUAACCAUCACUGUUAGAGUGAUGAAGUCUAGGUGCAGGAUAGCUAGCUAGUUUGUUAGCCGUUUUUAAAAGCAAUGCAGCCAGCUAACGAAGCCAGCUGUUAGCUAACAGUAGUUAACGUUAAAUAUGCUGGCAAAUGUGAAUAGGAAGGGAAACGACUGCCUAACUAACGCGAGUCAACUUUUGAAAUAUGUGUGAGCAUCAUGAAGAUAAUCAACCAUGUUGUAAUACAUGCAGCUAUGGCUGUUGCAUAUUUAAAUAAAUAGGCUAAGCGUUUUCAAUUAUCUUUGUGUUUUCUUCUCUCCUUUUGAUACAGGUCAGGGUGGUUCUCAAAUACAGACACUGUGAUGGUAACCUUUGCAUCAAAGUCACCGAUGAUGCAGUGGUAAGUUAAAGAGAAGACAGUCUGCUCCCUCUGCUCAGAUCUGUUUGUAUCCUACGUAGCCCAAUCAUGGACUAAAGGAGCCUAACUCCUAGUCCAAGGACCUUACAUGCUCUGGAAGCCAAAACAGCCAAAUACUCACAUUUACAUUUUAGUCAUUUAGCAGACGCUCUUAUCCAGAGCGACUUACAGUUAGUGCAUACAAUUUUCAUACUGCCCCCCCCCGUGAGAAACGAACCCACAACCCUGGCGUUGCAAGCGCCAUGCUCUACCAACUGAGCUACAGGGGACUACACCUGAAUCGAUUCUCAAUUGCAGUACGGUUCUAGAAACAUAAAUCCCUCUACUUUCAAAUCACGUCAAAAUACUUUUACAAAUGCAAAAUACACACUUUACUGUACAGUGUUAACCGGUUUUAACACAGUUACAGCUCACAGUAUUUUUCAGUGACAACACGUUUCUGGCGUCAGUCUUCCUUUUAAACACAGGUGUUCGGAGACACAGAUAACUAAUUAGCAGAGGUAGUCCACUCUGUCUUCCAUCUGUUUUUCGUAAACAAGCGCUGUUACAUGGAAAUAUCGCCAUCUGGGAACCCUAACCCUAUAAAGGUGUGUAGUAAUUUAGCCAUUAUUUGUAUUUAUUUUAUUUCUCACUGAUUUGUAUUUAUUUAUUUCACCUUUAUUUAACCAGGUAAGCCAGUUGAGAACAAGUUCUCAUUUACAACUGCGACCUGGCCAAGAUAAAGCAAAGCAAUGCGAUAAAAACAACAACAGAGUUAUAUAUGGGAUAAACAAAACGUACAGUCAAAAACACAAUAGAAAAUCUAUAUAAAGUGUGUGCAAAUGUAGUAAGUUAUGGAGGUAAGGCAAUAAAUAAAUAGGCCAUAGUGCAAAAUAAUUACAAUUUAGUAUUAACACUGGAGAGAGAGAUGUGCAAAUAGAGAUACUGGGGUGCAAAUGAACAAAAUAAAUAACAAUAUGGGGAUGAGGUAGUUGGGUGGGCUAUUUACAGAUAUGAUAUGAAAGAUGCAUUCCUUAUGUUUCCAAAACCGUACCGCAAGCGAUGCGUGUUAAUGUUUAGAGCAAGCAUCAGGGCUCUUAACAAAACUCCCCCGGUCAGAAGAUACUGUUGUCAUAUCCUAUAUAGCUACACUAAUUUGUUGCUUGCAAGACUUUGUAGACAUGUUGAUUUGUAGAUUUUUUAAAUAACAAAUGUUGGCUUCAUUUUGUGAACUAUUCUUCUGUUUCCCUCUACCUAAUCCACAAAUCAUUAUCAUGUUCUAUUGCAGUGUUUACAAUACAAGACGGACCAGGCUCAGGACGUGAAGAAGAUAGAGAAACUGCAUGGCAAACUGAUGAGGCUUAUGGUGUCCAAGGAAAGUGGUGCCAUGGAAAUGGACUGA